CGUGCGACUCGGCAACCCUAAAAAUCCGUCGAAAUUCAAAUAAGCAGAGACAGAGACAAGACACAGACGUAUUUUUAGCUCUAGAAGUAUUCAUCCCUUGGAAACGCAGGAAACGCAGUAAAAAUGGCAUCAGGAGUAACUGUUUCAGAUGUGUGCAAAACCACUUAUGAAGAAAUCAAGAAAGAUAAGAAGCAUCGCUACGUCAUUUUCUACAUCCGUGAUGAGAAACAAAUUGACGUUGAAGUAAUUGGUGAACGUGAUGCCCAGUACGACGCCUUCCUCGAAGAUAUACAAAAGGGUGGACCUGGAGAAUGCCGAUAUGGAUUGUUCGACUUCGAGUACAUGCAUCAAUGCCAAGGCACCUCUGAAAGUUCCAAAAAACAAAAACUCUUCCUCAUGUCAUGGUGUCCCGAUACUGCUAAGGUUAAGAAAAAGAUGUUGUACUCUAGUUCUUUCGAUGCACUAAAGAAGUCCCUUGUCGGUGUACAAAAGUACAUUCAAGCCACUGACUUGUCCGAAGCUUCACGAGAGGCUGUGGAGGAAAAAUUGCGUGCCACUGAUCGCCAGUAAGCCAGCCAAGAGUCAGCCAACUCUCCUCACAGAACACACACUCACAACAACAACAACAACAAUAAUUUUUGUGCAUCUGCAUUAAAUUACAAUUGAUUGAAAUAUUUUACUAUUAAAAAUAAAAUAAAGAAAAAUAUUGGAAAAAAAAGUCGCACACAAAUACAUAUUCAACUCAUCAUCAGACAAACUAUUAUCAUAUAAGAGAGAAAAAAAUCAGGAAUAUUCAUUAAAACAAUAACAUCAAACAACAACAACAACACCUACAACGGAAAUAACUUCAAUUUUUUAUAAAUAAUUAUAAAAAAAAGUAUCAAAUAAUCCUUUAAAAAAAUAUUGAAAUGAAAAAGCAAGAAAUAUCCUCAAUAAAAUUAAAUUAAAUUAACAUGAACAAAAAUGUACUUUAUACCUUAAUAAAUCAAUAAAAUACUUCAAAAUUUAUCA
This is a messenger RNA of Culicoides brevitarsis, 1011 nucleotides long. It is a transcript of the gene tsr, whose product is annotated as cofilin/actin-depolymerizing factor homolog. The coding region runs from base 124 to 570 and encodes 148 amino acids. The record is from RefSeq and is a predicted model, not a curated record. Gene Ontology annotation, cellular component: cytoplasm; actin cytoskeleton; actin cortical patch. Gene Ontology annotation, biological process: actin filament severing; actin filament fragmentation. Gene Ontology annotation, molecular function: actin filament binding. Lineage: Eukaryota; Metazoa; Arthropoda; Insecta; Diptera; Ceratopogonidae. The transcript is spliced from 4 exons.